CAGGAGUUGCUGAGGAGUCUGGUUUAUUUUAAACUCCAGUGAAGGGAAAACCCAUUGUCACCUGAGGCUGUCUGCCCUGGCGGAAGAGGGGGCUUGUCGAGGGCCAGGAUGGUUCUGUGUCUUGUGGAUCCAGUGUGCACCUGUGGCUUCCUCAGCGAGCAGUAGGCCUGGGGAGGGCUGGAGUUUGCUUCUGGCCCCCUGAGGACAGGGUUCAGGCAGAGGCCUCAGGCAGGAGUCUUCAGGGACUGCCAGUCAACCUCACAAAAGCUGGAGAAAAGAUCAGGGUGGCCCUACAGCAAGUACCUAACCUUUCUGGCACCUGGGACAGGUUUCAUGGAUGACAAUUUUUCCGUGUUGGGGAGGAAGGUUUCGGGAUGAAACUAUUCCACCUUAGUUCAUCAGGCAUUAAAUUCUCACAAGGAGAGCGCAAUCCAGAUCCAAGUGCGCAGCUCACAGUAGGGUUCACGCUCCUAUGGGAAUCUGUUGCCCAGGCUGAUCUGAAAGUGGGUGGAGCUCGGGCGAUCAUGCUCCCUCAAUGCUCCCUCACCUCAUCUUGUGCUGCCUGGUUCCUAACGGGCCACAAGCUGGUACUGGUCUGCACCUGGGGGUUGGGGACCUCUGCUCUAUAGGAUUGGCCUUGGUAUACCCAGCCCAGGAAACAGAGCCCAGUGACUUCCUAGUUUCUCAGCCAGAGAGGGCCAGGACCCCAGAGCAAGCCAGGAGAGGGGGCAGAGGCGACUUAGGCCCGGACAGGCAGCCCAGGCCGCCAGGAUCACGGGUCCUCCCCACGAUCGCCUCAGGAGUCCUGGAGUUUGUGAUGCUGCACCUUAGCGAGGCCCGAGCCAUAGUUCUCCAGUUGCUUCUGCCCGUAGCAGUGCAGGGCCAGGAGGGGACACAGGAGGCCUUGCGUCACUACUGCAUGGUGCCAAAGGGGGCCCGCGGGUGGCCCAGCACGGGCAGCACGGCUGCCGCCAGGAAGACUCAGAACGUGUCCCAAGAAGAUCCCAGCCCCUCCUCGGGACAGAAGUGAUGGGGCAUCCUUGGGUGAGGAAGCUCCAGCUCCGAGGUGAAGGGCGCCCGGUGCUCCCAGGCAGAGCAGCCGCAGGAAGAGGGGCUUGGAGGCCAUGCUACCGCGGGCCGCGGAAUCCAAAGCGGCCCGGCCGGCGACAGACACUACUGCCUUGUAGGAGAAGGACCUGCCCGGGGAGCCACCUGCACUCGGCUCACACUCCGCUCCCAGGACCCCCAGGUCCCUGCCCAGGCCACCCUCGGGUGGGCGCGGUCCGCGGGGCUGGACCCGCCCGAGCCGCCCUGACUUCAGGCCUCGGACGCUCCGCGCAAGAAGACAGAGUGCGCCCCGGUCCGCAGUCUGGGGUGUGGACACACGGCCAGGACGCCGACAGUGGGGCCUCGACAGCAGCGCGGGGAGACAGCGGACGCCCAGCCCUGCGGGGAAAGGAAACCCCCCGCCCACUGGGCGCUGACCCCGCCUCACGCAGCAACUGCGCAGGCGCAGCCGAUGGUCCUUCGCGCACUCCCCAGCCUUUGUGCGCGUGCGCCUCACGUGACGUUACCGCCGCGCGGGGGCGCGCAGUCACCCUCCGGCCGCCAGGGGGCGCGGCCCCCCGCUCUCUCUCGCCGCUGACGGCGCAUGCGUCCGCCCAGCUCCGCCUUUGCCUCCAAGGCUUUGCCGGCUUGUGCGGCAUCCGCCUCGGUGUGCAGGUUGUGCUUCCGGUGCGGAGGUCAGGGACAAGAUGGUGCCGCCGGUGCAGGUCUCUCCGCUCAUCAAGCUCGGCCGCUACUCCGCCCUGUUCCUCGGUGUGGCCUACGGAGCCACGCGCUACAAUUACCUAAAACCUCGGGCAGAAGAGGAGAGGAGGAUAGCAGCAGAGGAGAAGAAGAAGCAGGAUGAACUGAAACGAAUUGCCAGAGAAUUGGCAGAAGCCCAAGAUGACAGCAUAUUAAAGUGAGUGACCCUGCGACCCUCUCUUUGGAGCAGCAGCGGAUGAAUAAAGCUUCCUGUGUUGUGUGAUA
Pongo pygmaeus (Bornean orangutan) is the source of this 2034-nucleotide messenger RNA. It is a transcript of the gene ATP5ME, whose product is annotated as ATP synthase membrane subunit e. Gene Ontology annotation, molecular function: proton transmembrane transporter activity. Lineage: Eukaryota; Metazoa; Chordata; Mammalia; Primates; Hominidae. Gene Ontology annotation, biological process: proton motive force-driven ATP synthesis. The coding region runs from base 1755 to 1970 and encodes 71 amino acids. The record is from RefSeq and is a predicted model, not a curated record. The transcript has 4 exons. Gene Ontology annotation, cellular component: proton-transporting ATP synthase complex.